Messenger RNA from Gallus gallus (chicken), 2054 nucleotides. RefSeq names its product F-box protein 15 (gene FBXO15). Lineage: Eukaryota; Metazoa; Chordata; Aves; Galliformes; Phasianidae. Gene Ontology annotation, molecular function: protein binding. The coding region runs from base 325 to 1752 and encodes 475 amino acids. The record is from RefSeq and is a predicted model, not a curated record. The transcript is spliced from 10 exons.
ACCCAGCACGACGCCAAACCGCUGCCAUGGCGGCACCCCGCGGCUGGGCUCCGCUGCAGUACGGCCGUAAAGCGGCCCCCGCUCCGACCGGGCAUGGGCCGCUGUGUUCCUUUACCCCGAUUGCUGCCUCUCGGUCCGGCCGGGCCGCCGGGUUCAGGUAAUGGCUUCCCUGCUCGGUCUGAGGAGAGGCCGCCGAGAGUUGUCUGCACCCCCAGAGCUGCUCCUGGCACUUCUCGAAGCGUCUGCGGCGGCGUGGGUCGUUGUACUUUCCGUUGUUCCCCUUGGAAACGCUGUCUGUGAGGUGCUUAGGGGACGUGGUGGCAAAUGAAUAUGUCACAGAGCGUUGGUGCUGGAUCUAGGAAAUAUUCUGAAACUGUAAAUGCUGUGAGUCUGUGUCGGACACCCUCCAUAAAUUCAAAACCUACUGUGUGCAUUGAGAACAUGCCAUCAGAAAUGCUGAUUAAGGUAUUUUCCUAUUUGGAUGUCGUAUCCCUGCUGCACGUUGCUUGUGUGAAUAAGCGCUUCUAUCAGCUGGCCAGUGAUAAUGGAAUCUGGCUGAAAAUCUAUUCCAGUUGUUUUCCAGCAAAACGGAGAAUUUGGAAAAAUGAGUUUCUACAGACGGAAUCUGUUCCUUUGAGCUGCACUGUUGUAGAGGAUAGAAAGCCUGGAUACUGGAAGGAAAAAUACAUCCUGAAACAAAUAGCUACUGUCAAAACUAGAGUAAUGCAACUUGUUAAACCUGUAGAUCCAUGUACAGAUCUUCCAUGUAAAAACCAGAAAGCUAUAAAAGCAUCUGGCUUGAGCUGGAUAAUUGUUCUAAAGGACAAAAAUGAAAAGGAACAUGUAAUGGAGAUGGCACACCUAUCAUUUAAGGAUAUGUCUGUUAGUAUAUAUUGGUAUGGCACAAGUUGGCCAUGCUUAGACGUUCUGUCAACCCUAAAAUUAUUUGGAGUUCUACCACUGCUUCCUGACCGAAGCACAGCUCCCAGCAAGAAUGGUCCUCGUCGACGUUCCCUAAUUGCUGAGUAUUAUCUUUCUCACCUGACUGAAAGCAGUGUAGCAGUUGGGUCUGAUAAGCUUGUCCAACUAUUCAGUUUGAAUCCAGGACUUCUUGUAGGCCUGUGGAAGGGAAGUAAUGAAAUUGCUUUUGUCACGGUGAGUCUUCAUUAUCAUCAACUUCUUGAGAGAAGUGCUUUGGGUUCUGCCACAGUUCAGUACGUUCUUCCAACCAAUAAACCUGUGCUGGAUGAUGUUGACCCAGAAUAUGGACUGCAUGACUAUGACCUACAUCUUGAUAUGCACAGUGGAAAGCAUACUUACAUGUGUGGAACAUUCAAGAAUCUCUUCUGCAGAAAAGGUGACAUUGAAAAUGGGUAUUUGAAGCUCACAGUUGUCAACUUAAAGGAUAACGCAAAGCACAUACCUCUUGUUGGGACAGUUGGCUUAUCCUGGGAAACAACUGCCUUUAAAGGCAUUGUAAAGGACUGUUAUAUGAUGGAUGUUACCGUCUUGGAUGAAACUCAUAAACCCUUCUGGUGUUUCAGUGCCCCAGUUUGCAUGAAACUCUCUUCCCAAGUGUCCAACCUUUAUGAUUAUAUGGGUCAUAUCUAUACCACAGACUAUGCAGAUUCAGAAGGUAAAGUCUGUGCUGAGUUGGUGUGGUUGGAAGAAACCAAAGAGUAUUUCAUAGUCAGUCUGGUUCUUUACAUAAGCACUGAAAAGGUUAAUAAUUGGUAUGGAACAAACUACUGAUAUAAUUAUAUUGUUGCUGUCUUUGCUUUAUUAUUAUUAUUUUAAAGUGAACCCUAUGUAUUUCAUGUUUAAGAUUUAAUGUGAGGGGUAAUACUAUUUGCAAGUUUUGCACCUUUGGCUUUUCAUUAGCAAGUAAAAUUGCAUACAUUUGUUAAUUGACGUUGGAUAAAUUGAGGAGGGAUAUUGAUUAAAAACUGUGUUUUUUUUUUUUUUCCCUGUUAAACAUCGUAUAGUUAGCCUGUUGCUGGUAUUGUACAUAUUGAAAAUAUUUUUAGGAAUAAAUGUUUUUUAUGGACACCUUU